Messenger RNA from Strongylus vulgaris, 1224 nucleotides. The record is from the annotation of a GenBank genome assembly. Lineage: Eukaryota; Metazoa; Nematoda; Chromadorea; Rhabditida; Strongylidae.
AUGGGACCAUUACUGUUAUUACUCCUAUUAACCUACAAAGCCUACUGUGUCACAGAGUGUCCCCGAGAAUGUGAAUGCGACGCAAUUCCACCGCAUAAUGCAUCCUGGGCUGUCUACUGCCAUCGUGGCGGUAUUAACGACACACUCUUUGCUGAUAUUUUGAAUCGACUUCCGCCUACGUUAAAGGUUUUGGACGUCCAGACUGCAAGUUGGCGUCCAGCGAACAAGUUCAAAUGGAGCGAUAAUUUGAACAGAUUUAGCCAGUUGAAGCAACUUCGUCUGGUAAGGUGUGGUAUUCCUGCAAUGAGUAGGAGUACUCGUUUACCUUCCCUGGAGCUGCUCGACCUUCAUGGGAAUGAAAUCGAACAUGCCACCAUGGGAAAUUUCGGUGGUAUGCCCAAUUUGCGUUUUCUUGACUUGAGCCAUAACCACCUCAGUAUUCUGCCCACUGGUGUCUUCACAUUCCUCCACAACCUCAAAUCCUUAUCGCUCUCCAACAACACCAUCACUGAACUAUCAGCAAACCUCUUGCGAGGGCUUCGAACUCUCAAAUCCUUACGACUCGAUGGAAAUCGCAUUCCUAUCAAACAAAUCAACGAUCUUUUUGCUGAUGUACCCCAACUCGACGAAUUGCAUUUGAAUGACUGUCGCCUUAGCAGUAUUGCCAAUCUGUCACUGAACGAUGUGGCACAAUUACGUCAUCUUGGACUGGCUAAUAACAAUCUGCGCACGAUACCCACUCGAGAGUUAGGACAACUGGCACAUUUGGCUGUGCUUGACCUUAGCGGGAAUAGCCUAAGCGAAGUGGGCGCUUGUGCAUUCUGCUCCAAUAAUAUUUCUAGGCUAGAUUUGUCACAUAACCGAUUGGGACUGGUCAAGCAGCCUUUCCAUGCUGAUGCUUUUCGAAAUAUUCCACUAGUAGAACUGGAUAUUUCAUUCAAUCACUUAGACGAGUUCCAUUCGAGCUCUCUUGGAUGGGCUCAGGACAGUAUCCGAACGCUUAGUGUUGCUGGUAAUUCGCUUGGAGGAUUCAUUCCCGAUAUUACGGCUACACUACCGAAUUUGCACAGCUUAAACAUGGCGUACAACAACAUCGAUCGAAUUCCUCUUACAUUUCCACCGCAAUACUAUCAUCUAGUAUUCCUUAAUCUCUCUGGAAACGCCUUGAGUUUUCUUCCUGAUAAUCUGCCAUAUUUACUACCGAAUUUGAAGGUGAGCGUAUAG